Entamoeba dispar SAW760 is the source of this 708-nucleotide messenger RNA. RefSeq lists its product as uncharacterized. The transcript has a single exon. Lineage: Eukaryota; Evosea; Mastigamoebida; Endamoebidae. The record is from RefSeq and is a predicted model, not a curated record. Bases 1 to 708 code for a protein of 235 amino acids.
AUGGGAAUAACAUCAACACAAGUCCAACUAACAAUAAAUAAAUUAAAACAAAUUAACCAAUCCCAAAAAGAAUUUCUUGAGGUAUCUUCUCAGAUAAUAGAAGAAAUUGAACAUAUUAUUUCUGAAAUGGUACAAUCAUACGAAAAGAAAGUAAAAUUCUUAGAAGAUGAAAAUAAAGAAAUUAAACAACAACUUGAUAAUGAACGAAAUAAUCAUAAAAAGUUAUUAGAAUCUCAACCUAUUUCUCUUGAAAAAAAUAAUCAAGAAAAUGAUAUGAGUAAACAAAUAAUAAAUAACCAAAAUGAUUUUAAAAUACCAAUUAUUAAGAAGAAACAAAUAAAACCCCAACCAAGAAGACAAACAAAGAUUAAAAUUAUGACAACAAAUGAAAAAGCAAAAAGAGAACGUGCAAAAAUGAAAAUAUUAUCUGAUUCACAAAAACAAAAAUCUAUACCGAUUAAACAAGAAAAAAUAAAAAAUGAUAUUAAAAUAAUUCCAACAACAGAAUUUAAAGAAUUAAUUCAAUCAAAUAAUAUAGAUAUUGAAAAAGAAAUUCCUAUUAUUGAUAAUGUUUUAAAACCUUGUUCAGAAAAAUUAUCAAUUUUAGAUUCUAUGAAUAAUCUUAAAUUAAUGAUUAAUCAAAUGAAAUUAGAAAUGAAAGAUGAAUUUGAAGAAGGAAAUAAUGAUGAAAAUUUUGAUUCAUUUUAA